AUGGGCGCGGCGCAACGCCUCACCCGCGGCGGCAAUGCGUUGCGGUGUGAGGCGGCGAACCUCGCCAUUGUCGCUCGCCUCACCACCAACAACAGCCACAACACCACCGCUACCACUAGCAGCAGCAGCAGCGGUGCGGGUGUACGGCUCAAUGUGAUCACUGAAGGCGCGAUAGAGGCUGCGCAACUCCUUUGCGUACUGCCGCUCCUGCUCCUGCAGCCGUCGCCGCAGCGCCUCCGUCUCGUCGUCGGGGACGGUAUUAGUGCGGAACUUCUCCGCAAUGUAGUCCAGCAGCGAGCGGAGUCCUUGCAAUGCGCCGGUAGUGCUCGUGUCUGUAAAGAGGGGCAGCUGUAG
Molecule: messenger RNA, 354 nt
Organism: Trypanosoma grayi
Lineage: Eukaryota; Euglenozoa; Kinetoplastea; Trypanosomatida; Trypanosomatidae
Exons: 1
Coding region: 1-354 (117 amino acids)
Source: RefSeq, a predicted model, not a curated record